AUGCCCAAGGACGCCAAAUCCGACGCCGAAUGGCGCAAAACAUUAACCAACUUCGCAGCCUCCAAGGCAAGGACUUUGCCUCGAGGGUGUGCUCCGCCGAAGACUUCUAAAUGGUACGACGAGUUCCAGAAGAUCCUCAAGUGUCCAUUUGGGACUAGCCACCCCCUCAAACCUAAGGAGGUUCGUGGCUGUGAAUGUGGUUACCACCCUACGGUCAAGGACGACACCAAAAGACCCGAGCCUUCGAUCGACACCAAAGCGACGAUUGGUGGUGCUGGUCCUGUCGCUAGUAUCGCUGGGACCAAUCUGGAGCGGGUAGUGUCCAAGGAGCUAAGUGCUGCUAUGCCGAGGAAGCCUGAAGGUCUCACUGUAGCCGAUGUUAGAGAUGUGAUAGGGUGGCAAAUUCGCAAGGGGUUUAUCGACCUCUACAUCUAUGGUCCUACAAGCGGGGCGUGCCCAUCAUGCGAAGAUAGUUCAAUGCGUGCGAACGCCGUAUCUCGGACGAAGAUGGUGUACAGACAAGGAUGGCCAUGCUACCUUAUCGGGAUCGACCUGAAAUGUAGAAGUUGCGGGGCUCAUUGCUUGUCCUUCGACCCAUCUUACCGCGCCACUCUGACUGAGAGACUCCAACCCUUCCCUUUCAUCGUGUCGGGAAGCGCCAUGUCGGUGUGUAAAAAGCUUAUACUGGCUCUCCGUAUGGGUGUGGCAGCUAAGGUCCUCGAGGAACAAAUCAGGGCUACCAUAAGGUCCGAGUAUGUUACGAGGAAGAGGGAGUACGAAAACGCCGCGGCAGCCAAGCUGGCCCUUAAAUUGGCUGGUAGCUUCGAGCCUUUUCCUCCCUUCCCAGAGGAAUAUGUCGCUAAAUCACCGGCACUGUUACAGGCUUUCUUGGUGGACUAUGACCGAAAUCGCGACGAUUUGAGGAGAGAGCAGGCAGCUCUAGUCUCUACAACAGCCAUCGCCAUCGACAACCAGAGGAAAGUCGUGAAACGCACAAAGAUAGACGUAACUAAGGGAGAGGCAGGUACACAAUCACUGACUGCUGUGGGAGACGGAGGUUUGAUACUUGGCUAUUAUGUCGUCCCUGACGUUGGCAGGAUAUGGAUGAAGUCAGCAAUGGAAGAGCUCGUCCAACGGCACGGACCUAAUGUACCAAAACUAUUAUAUGUCGAUACGGGAUGUUGUAAUGGCAAACUAUCGACUGAGCAGCUACAACGGGAGAGUAGAGCCCAUCAAUAUGACUGGGAGAAGAACUUCAACAAGAAGCUAGAUGCGAUGCAUCUUAUCCUACGUAUCGGUAGAGAGGCUAAUAGUGAGCAUCCUCGACGGCGUCAAUUCCUCAAACAGAUCUCCAAGUCGCUCUUCCAGGACUCUGAGGAGGAUACAAGACGAUUGGAGGAGGUGAGGGCGAAAGCUAACCUUAAUCUCACUGACGAGCAGAAGAGGAUAGACCGCUCCAAAUAUGUGAGAAGGUCCAUCGGCGAUCCGAAGACUACUUGUGCCAAGUUGCUCCUAGUGGUGAAGGCUCACAUAGCCCUUGAUAAGGUCGCUGCGGAGCAGUGUAGGGCCGUCGGUAUGAAGACAGAGGCUGUAACCGUGGCAUCACCUUCGUACCCACUCAUCACCCACGCAGUCAAAAAUGCUGUGAUGAACCAGUGUGUACAUAUCCUCAAUGGCUGUGUAGCUGAUGAAGGCAUCGCUUACGUUCAAGUCGGCGAAGCGGACUACCGCAAUACUGGUGUAGUACUACCAGUGUACAAGUCCCUAAGAGGGACGUCGAAGGUAGAAUCACUGCAUUCUACCCUCGACAGGGCCUUCUACUCCAUGCGGAACUUCCGAACUAAGGUGUUUGAUGCUAGAGCCUCGUGGCAUAUCGCCAACUAUAAUAGAAGGCGAUUGGUGGCCUUGGGGAAAAACGCCAUACCGUGCGGGGUUGCUCCUAGCGAAGACGACGACGCCGUCUUGGCACCACCUGAGGCAGCGACGAAGUUGCUGUUGGGAUUCGAGUAUGCCAGAGCUACAAUGGGCGACGUCAUAGCAUUGGAGCUUGAAGGAGAACCUACUCCAGAUGAUGAUGUGGUACCUGUGGAAGGAGAUAUGGUAAACUAUGCUGAUGACUUGAGCGACGUCGAGGAGCCCAUAUGUGACACAGACAACCCCAUUUUAAUAGGAAUGGAUUUGUCACAAGGUGUGAGAGAAGAAGAUCUACUAAAACUGGAUAGCACUCUGUCUUCUAUGAUUACUGGAGAAAAUGCUCAAAUACCUCUACCGAACGGGCCUACUCACCUUCCGGAAAUCGAAUCCUUAUGCACGACGGUUGCUCAGAAGGCAGAUGUUGAUUCUCAAUGGUCACAACCAACAGGCGAGUUGGCGAGCUUCAGAAGAACGUCACACCGUGAUGUCGGCAGAAGGCGUGCUCUUGGUGGUUCACUGGUGGAGGUUACACCCGACUUCAACGACCGUAUGACCGAGUUAUGGACCGAAAUAUGGGCCAAGUCGACUUCGGUGACACGUCUAUCAGCACAAGUGGUACGAAGCGCUUUGGUUGAGUACAACACCCACCUCGUUCGAGAUAUUGCAGAAGAUCGACCCGGAUGGGAACCCCUCCUCCCCGUAUCCUAUGCAGGUGCCUUAAAGUGGAUGAAGGAGAUGCAGGCGAAGUGCCAUCAAUCAGCGACAACCGGUACUUUCACUCAAGAAGGCGUAGACAUCGCUAGAGACUUGGAGAGCGUUCUUGAAGUACCAACCUCGUUGACCCUGUUCCCUCCAACAACAAGUGGGACCGAGGAUGCACCUGGAGAUCUUCCGCCAGCUCCAUCCAUAUAUCCCAUGCAGCUCGUAUCAGACCAAGCAGAGAAUGAGAAGCUUCGUCGACAAAGAUCUCCAAGGCGCAAGCUGAAGCGACAAGAAUCUCCACUGUCGGAGGACCGAGCCGCCGCACGAUUAGCAAGAGAACGUCGGAGGAGGGCUGAGUUGGAGGUAGCAAGGCUUGGGCUAGAGGUACCACAGCAGCUGCCGAAGGGCGAGAGAAGGUGCGCUCUAUGCAACUUAAGUCGUGGUGGAGAGCAUAUUGUGAAGCACAACCAGAUCCUGUACUGUCCGCACGCGGACCCUACGAUCGUCAAGGAGGAGUAUGAAGCAGAGAGAAAAGCUGCAGAAUUAGCUCGCUACGAGCGAUAUAAUGCAAAGCGCAGAAGACGUUGA
Messenger RNA from Perkinsus marinus ATCC 50983, 3204 nucleotides. RefSeq lists its product as hypothetical. The record is from RefSeq and is a predicted model, not a curated record. Lineage: Eukaryota; Perkinsozoa; Perkinsida; Perkinsidae. The transcript has 2 exons. The coding region runs from base 1 to 3204 and encodes 1067 amino acids.